AUGGUGGUGAUGUCUUCCAUAUCUCAAGUUGAGAAGUUCCAUAUCAUACUAAACAUGGAGAAAGAAGAAAAGAAAUUUGUCAAUAAAGCAGAGGAAGAUGAGAUGGAGAUCUAUGGUUAUGAGCUGUGUCGUUGGAAGUUGGUGCUAGUUACUGUAGGAGUGAUCUGUUCCGGUGGCUUUUUUCUCCUCCUCCUCUACUGGAUGCCUCAGUGGCGUGUAAAAGCAACAUGCAAAAGGACUACGCUUAAAGACUGUGAAGUGGUUCUGCUGAGAACAACUGAUGAAUUCAAGAUAUGGUUUUGUGCAAAGGUUCGCAUUAUGCCUUCUUUGGGAGCCAAUCCUUUACAGAAUCCUAACCCUAUAGUACACAAGGUUUCAAAUGGCCAUGCUGUUCAUUUCUGUGAAUCUGCUGCAGAAGAGAAUAAAAAUUAUUUGAAAAAAUAUUUGCCUAUUCGUUAUUUCACACAUCACAGUGUGAAGUAUUUCUGGAAUGAUUCAGUUCAAAGUUUUGAUGUCAUACGAGGUCUAGAUGAAUCUACAUUCUGUUCUUCAAUUCAUAAUGAACACAGCACGGGACUGACAAAGGGAAUGCAUGACUACAGAAAAGCAUUCUAUGGAGUAAAUGAAAUUGCUGUGAAAGUGCCUUCCAUUUUUAAGCUUCUGAUUAAGGAGGUUCUCAACCCUUUUUACAUUUUUCAGUUGUUCAGUGUGAUAUUGUGGAUCACUGAUGAAUAUCACUACUAUGCAUUAGCAAUUGUGAUCAUGUCUGUAAUAUCCAUUGUUAGCUCACUCUACACCAUUAGAAAGCAAUAUGUUAUGUUACAUGACAUGGUAGCAGCUCACAGCAUUGUCAGGGUUUCUGUCUGCAGAGGAAACCAAGAAAUAGAAGAAAUCCUUUCCACUGACCUUGUGCCUGGGGAUAUCAUGUUGAUUCCAUCUAACGGGACAAUUAUGCCCUGUGAUGCAGUCCUUCUCAGUGGUACUUGCAUUGUAAACGAAAGUAUGUUAACAGGUGAAAGUGUUCCUGUCACAAAGAUUAAUCUACCAAAUCCUUCAGAAUAUCUGAAACCAACGGGAGAUGAAAUAUACAGUCCGGAAGUACACAAACGGCAUACUUUGUUCUGUGGAACCAACGUCAUUCAAACCCGUUUUUAUACUGGAGAAUUGGUCAAAGCUCUAGUAGUGAGAACAGGCUUUAGUACUGCUAAAGGACAGCUUGUUCGUUCCAUACUGUAUCCAAAGCCAACUGAUUUUAAACUCUACAGAGAUGCCUAUUUGUUUCUCCUGUCUCUGGUAGUGGUGGCAGGCAUUGGGUUUCUUUACACGGUUGUCAAUAGCAUCUUAAAUGAGGUUCCAGCUCAUACCAUCAUCAUUGAGUCUCUUGACAUUAUCACUAUCACAGUGCCUCCCGCGCUCCCUGCUGCCAUGACUGCUGGCAUUGUUUAUGCACAAAGAAGGCUGAAGAAAAUUGGUAUCUUCUGUAUCAGCCCACAAAGGAUAAAUAUUUGUGGCCAGCUGAAUCUUGUGUGUUUUGAUAAGACUGGCACGCUUACUGAGGAUGGCUUGGAUCUUUGGGGAAUUCAACGGGUGGAAAAUGCUCGUUUCCUUUUGCCGGAAGAGAGGCCUUGCAGUGAGAGCUUGCUGAAGUCUGAGUUUGUUGCUUGCAUGGCAACUUGUCAUUCCCUUACAAAAAUUGAAGGGGUACUUUCUGGGGAUCCGCUUGAUUUGAAGAUGUUUGAAGCAAUAGGAUGGAUUUUAGAAGAAGCAACUGAAGAGGAAACAGCCCUUCACAAUCAAAUCCAGCCGACAGUGGUUCGACCUUCAAAACAACUUUUCCCAGAAUCCAAGCAAGCAACAAAUCAAGAAAUGGAACUGUUUGAGCUUUCGACGAGUUAUGAGAUUGGAAUUGUCCGCCAGUUUCCAUUUUCUUCAGUUUUGCAACGUAUGUGUGUAAUAGCGAGAGUUCUAGGGGAGAAGAGAAUGGAUGCUUACAUGAAAGGUGCUCCUGAAGUGAUUGCCAGCUUGUGUAAGCAGGAAACAGUUCCUGUUGACUUUGAGUGUGUCCUGGAAGAGUACACUAAGCAGGGCUUCCGAGUUAUUGCUCUUGCUCACAGAAAAUUGGAGUCUAAGCUGACAUGGCACAAAGUCCAGACUAUUAAUAGAGAUUCUAUUGAAAGCAACAUGGAUUUUCUGGGGUUAAUUAUAAUGCAAAACAAGCUAAAGCAAGAAACCCCUGCUGUACUUGAAGAUUUGCAUAAAGCCAACAUUCGCACUGUCAUGGUUACAGGGGAUAACAUGUUAACUGCUAUCUCUGUGGCCAGAGACUGUGGAAUGAUUCUACCUCAGGAUAAGGUCAUUAUUGCUGAAGCACUACCUCCAAAGGAUGGGCAGGCUGCCAGAAUCAACUGGCAUUAUGCAGAUACCCUCGCAAAAUGCACUAGUUCAUCACCAGCCAUAAACUCAGAGGAUAUUCCUGUUAAAUUGGUCCAUGAAAGCCUUGAGGAUCUCCAGAUGACUAAAUACCAUUUUGCAAUGAAUGGAAAGUCAUUUGCAGUGAUUUUGGAGCAUUUUCAGGACCUGGUACCCAAGCUUGUGUUACAUGGCACUGUGUUUGCUCGCAUGGCACCUGAUCAGAAAACUCAGUUGGUGGAAGCUUUACAAAAUGUAGAUUACUAUGUGGGCAUGUGUGGAGAUGGAGCAAAUGACUGUGGCGCGCUAAAGAGAGCACAUGGUGGUAUAUCUUUGUCUGAACUUGAGGCUUCUGUGGCAUCACCAUUCACUUCCAGGACACCUAGUAUUUCCUGUGUGCCAAAGCUGAUCAGGGAAGGCCGUGCUGCUUUAAUAACUUCCUUCUGUGUAUUUAAGUUCAUGGCAUUAUACAGCGUUAUCCAGUACAUCAGUGUUACUCUGCUAUAUUCGAUCCUGAGCAAUUUGGGAGAUUUCCAGUUUCUCUUCAUUGAUUUGGCAAUCAUUUUGGUGCUUGUCUUCACUAUGAGUCUGAACCCUGCUUGGAAGGAGCUUGUUGCGCGAAGGCCUCCAUCAGGUCUAAUCUCAGGUCCACUUCUGUGUUCCGUUUUGUCUCAGAUCAUCAUCUGCCUUGCUUUCCAAACCUUCGGGUUUUUUUGGGUCAAACAGCAGUCCUGGUAUGAACCUUGGACAACAGAAUCUGAUGCAUGUAAUGUGUUGGAUGCCUCAAACACCACCUCUGCACACCAUGGGAAUGAGACUCUUCAUGAUGAACAUUACAUUAAAAAUUAUGAAAACACAACUUUGUUUUUUAUAUCCAGCUUCCAGUACCUCAUAGUGGCAAUUGUCUUUUCUAAAGGAAAGCCCUUUAGACAACCAUGCUACAAAAAUUUUCUGUUUGUUAUAUCUGUGAUAGUUCUUUAUGUCUUCAUAUUAUUCAUCAUGUUGCAUCCUGUUGAACCUAUUGAUGCAUUUCUUGAGCUUGUGUGUGUGCCAUAUGAGUGGCGCCGAGGAAUUCUCUUCAUUGUUAUUAUCAAUGCAAUUGUAUCCGUGCUGAUGGAGGAGGCUGUGGAUCGCUGUGGAGUCUGUUUCCUUUCUUCCCUGUUUGGCUGUAGAGAGAAGACGCCAAAAGCCAAGUAUAUGCAUCUAGCUCAGGAACUGCUGGUUGAUCCAGAAUGGCCACCAAAACCCAGAACAACAACAGAGGCAAAAGCACCAUCCCAAGAAAAUGGUUCAUAUCAAAUCAUUACUGUAACGUAA
Pterocles gutturalis (yellow-throated sandgrouse) is the source of this 3726-nucleotide messenger RNA. It is a transcript of the gene ATP13A3, whose product is annotated as ATPase type 13A3. Gene Ontology annotation, cellular component: late endosome membrane. The record is from RefSeq and is a predicted model, not a curated record. The transcript has 32 exons. Lineage: Eukaryota; Metazoa; Chordata; Aves; Pterocliformes; Pteroclidae. Gene Ontology annotation, molecular function: polyamine transmembrane transporter activity; ATPase-coupled monoatomic cation transmembrane transporter activity; P-type ion transporter activity. Bases 1 to 3726 code for a protein of 1241 amino acids. Gene Ontology annotation, biological process: polyamine transmembrane transport; intracellular calcium ion homeostasis.